AUGACCGACUUUAUGGUCGGAGCCAUCCACCGAGUCCAUGUCCCUCCGCGUCGAGUCCACGACCUGCUCCAUGACCCACACGCCGACUUGGGCCACCUCGCCCAUCAGCUUGGCGAGGCCUGGCCCGACGCCCUCACUCUCAUCUUUCCGCACUUUGAUCCGGCGCUCUUGCCGGCGAUCCUCGGUGAGGAUGGAGAUGGCGAUGGCGAUGGUCCGACCGCUGCGGCUGGGCCGAGCCUUGGCCGUCUCGCUCGCCGAGACUCGCCUGCUCUCGCCCUCCUCCGCGCUGCGAUCAACGAGCCGCUGCUGCCGGCCGCCGGCUGGCUGCUGCCCGAGGCACGUCCGGCAGCACGGCGCAGGAUCGACGCUGCCCGAGCCCGCACCCUCGCGCCGGCUGCUCGUCUGCCGGUUGCGCUGUGGAUCGCUGCUCGCGAUCUUGGACGUGCCGUGUCGGGUGACGGCGACGACGACGACGUGGUGUGGGACCACUUUGCGCUGCAUCCGCUCAUGGACGAACGUUACUCGCCGGUCUUGGUCGCGCACGCGCUUGCGCUUGCCUUUCAAGCCGGUCUCGCCGCCUUUACCGCCCGCCAAGUGCUGGUUGAGCAGCGGUCGUUCCGCAUGCUCUCAUCGGAACCCUCGCCGUUUAUCGCGUGGGUCGCUGCGCUCUGGAGCCUCGUGUUGGGCUCGAUCGUCGCCUCGCCCGCCACGAUCGUCGCCCACACCACGCGGUGGGUAGCCGUUGCUGUCGCCGCUGCCGACAUGCUCGCCUUUGGUGUUAUGGGCCCGAUUCUGGCCUCACUUCACGACGCCUCGAUUGCCACCCUGGUGCGCGCUGUUCUGCCGUCCAUCCCGGGCUAUGCCCGCCUCAGCGAGCUAGUCGGUCCGUCGGGCUCGCGCCGGCUCCGCGCUGCGCUGCGCAUGCCAGACUCGCUGGCUAUCGCCUCGUCACUGCGGAUACUCAAUCGGCGGCUCCUGGCGCCCUGGCCAAUCGUAGACGGUGGCAAUGCCGGCUGCCAGGAGUCGAAGCCAUGCCUCCUACUGGAGCUUCCGGCCGAGCUGCGUGUCGCGAUUUUGCAGCUUCUCGACGCGCGGUCGAUGCUGGCAGUGGCGGCGACGUGUUCGGAGCUUUCGGCAGCUGUCGAUGCCAUCACCCUGCCCAAGGGCAUAUUUCGGCAGCUGGUCGAUGUCGGCGUCGAGUCCGAGCGCGCCGCCAAAGCUGCAGCAGUUGCUCGCGAGAUGAUGGAUGCCGGCGAAUCAAGGCGGGACGCCGUCGAUGCCGGCAUCUGGCAGGCGCUUGGCACGCUGCCGUGCUACGGCCUCGUUAUGCGCGACCUGCUGUUUGUGCUAGACACUGCGGCAGGUGUGAUCAACACCGCUGCCGAGACACUCGACUUUGAUCAGGCUGGCAACGCUGUGGCGUGCCUCUCUAUCUUUGCGCGUGCGCUUUCGCUCCCGCUGAUGACGCCCGCUGUCGCCACCGCUCUCAAGGCGGCGCCAGCCGACGAGUCGCUCGAUAGCGGCGGGACGAGAUCGGCUGUCGCAACGCCGCUUGUCAGGCCCAGCACGGACGCGGUGUUUAUGCGAGCGCGGGCUAUCUCACGCCAGUGA
Messenger RNA from Thecamonas trahens ATCC 50062, 1611 nucleotides. RefSeq lists its product as uncharacterized. NCBI's taxonomy places the organism in Eukaryota, Apusomonadida, Apusomonadidae. Bases 1 to 1611 code for a protein of 536 amino acids. The record is from RefSeq and is a predicted model, not a curated record. Gene Ontology annotation, molecular function: protein binding. The transcript has a single exon.